UCAACAUCCUCACGUCCGCGUUUUAGGUUCGCCUUACGGGCGACGAUUUCGCAAUCGAUCUGUCAAUCUUUUGAGCAAGCAAGAUGGCGAUAUGUUUUGUUCACAUUCUCCGUGUGGAUUUUAACAUUUAACGCCAAGUGGAAUGUUUGAUGUUCAGAAUUCUCUCACUGCAAACAGCUAUAAGACUUUAUUGUACAACGGGUGACAAACAGAUGUAAGUCUGUGACGAGUUGCCAUGUGGACAUGCUGGACAAAGGAGAAACCACCAGAAUUGGAAAGAAACAUACAUGCUGGUGACCAUGAAUAUAAUGCACAGUUUGAGUAUGCGAAUAACUACAUAUCCACAUCAAAGUACAAUGUGGUCACCUUCUUACCCAAAAACCUGAUAGAACAGUUUCAACGGCUGGCAAAUGCCUACUUUCUGGGACUACUUAUUCUGCAGCUGAUGCCGGUCAUUUCCUCUCUGACCCCCCUCACCACCGUCAUCCCACUCGUUGCCGUGCUAACCGUAACGGCCAUUAAGGACGCCGUUGACGAUAUUCAACGACAUCGAAGUGAUGGCUUGGUUAACAACCGGAAGUCAGACGUGCUUCGCGACGGGAAACUUGUGUCGGAGCGAUGGCACACGGUCAUUGUCGGUGACAUCAUUCGACUCAAGAACAAUGAUUUUAUUGCUGCGGAUCUCUUUUUGCUGUCCACCAGUGAGCCCAACAGUUUGUGCUACAUUGAAACAGCUGAGCUGGAUGGAGAGACCAACUUGAAGGUAAAACAAGCCAUCCCGGAAACUGCGAGUAUGGGGAACAACAACGAAGAGAUGAGCCGCUUUGAUGCUGAAAUAAUCUGUGAAGCGCCCAACAAUCGCCUGAACAAGUUUGAAGGCAAACUGACGUGGAAGGGGAAGACUUAUCCAAUCGACAACGACAAGAUCCUGCUGCGCGGCUGUGUCAUGCGUAACACACAGUGGUGCUACGGGCUCGUCAUCUUCGCCGGCCGUGACACCAAGCUCAUGAUGAACAGCGGCAAAACCAAGUUCAAACGCACACACAUUGACCGGCUUAUGAAUCUGUUGAUUAUUGGUAUUUUUUUGUUCCUGGUGAGCAUGUGCCUAAUUUGUACGAUUGCGUGUGGUAUUUGGGAGUCGUACACUGGCUAUAACUUCCAGAUUUACCUCCCUUGGGAAAGUUUUGUUGACAAGUCGAAAGAAAAGGGUUCCACCACAAUCGCUGUCCUUGUUUUCCUGUCCUACAUUAUUAUACUGAACACUGUCGUGCCUAUAUCACUCUACGUGAGUGUUGAAAUAAUCCGUCUGGUGAACAGUUACUGGAUUAACUGGGAUGUGAAGAUGUACUAUGAAAACAAGGAUACACCGGCCAAGGCCAGAACAACAACCCUCAACGAAGAACUCGGUCAGAUAGAAUACAUCUUCUCAGACAAGACUGGAACUCUUACACAGAACAUCAUGACUUUCAACAAGGCGUCUGUUGGAGGGAAGUCUUACGGAAACCCAGUUGAUGACGCGGGCCACGAGAUUGAGUUCAUAGAGAAUGUUCCAAAAAUAGAUUUUACACUUGAAAACCAUUACGGAGAGUCAAGCUUCUGUUUCUACGAUACCAGACUCCUUAAUGAAAUAAAGGGAGGUAACAAGGAUGCCAAGAGGCUCUUUAAAAUUCUCGCCCUGUGCCAUACUGUUAUGCCAGAGAGAAAAGAAAAUGGCAAUUUGGAGUAUCAGGCUCAGUCUCCUGAUGAAGGGGCCCUUGUGUCGGCAGCUAGAAACUUCGGCUUUGUCUUUAAGUCUCGUACCCCGAAUACCAUUACAAUUGAAGCCAAUGGCCGUGAAAAAAUCUAUGAUCUUUUGUGUAUUCUAGAUUUUAACAAUUUCCGCAAGCGUAUGUCUGUGAUCGUGAAAAGAAACGACAAAAUCAGGUUGUACUGCAAGGGAGCCGACUCUGUUAUCUUUGAGCGUUUGGACUCCAGCUGUGAAGAGUUAAAGGAACUGACCCUUCAUCACCUAAAUGAAUUUGCGCAGGAGGGUCUCCGAACAUUGUGCCUUGCUUAUAAAGAUAUUAGUAAAUCUGUGUAUGAUGCAUGGAAAGAAAAACACCAUUUAGCUAGUAUCUCCCUUGAGAACCGAGAUGAGCAGCUGGACACGCUGUAUGAAGAGAUAGAGCAGAAUCUCCAGUUGGUUGGCUCAACCGCCAUCGAGGAUAAACUGCAAGAUGGAGUGCCAGAAGCCAUCGCCAACCUGGCGCUGGCUGGCAUCAAGAUUUGGGUGUUGACUGGUGACAAGCAAGAGACGGCCAUCAACAUCGGCUACUCCUGCCAGCUGCUGACGGAGAACCUGGAGGAGGUGUUCAUUAUCGACGCAGAGUCGGUGGAGGAGGUGCAGGGCCAGAUGGAGCGGGCCAUGGACGAGAUCCAGAAGAUGAAGAACAAGACGAAUACUGAUGUUGUCGUGUGUAACGGUGACGCCCACUUCAACCCCACAGAUGGUGUCAGCGUCAACUGCGACGAGGCGGCCGAUUACGCACUGGUCGUCAACGGACAUAGUCUGGCGUAUGCACUGAACCCGGAGUUGGAAGGGCUGCUAGUCAAGCUGAGUUCGAGCUGCAAGUCUGUGAUCUGUUGCCGGGUGACACCUUUACAGAAAGCUCUCGUUGUUGAUCUCAUAAAGAAGCACAAGAAAUCCAUCACCCUUGCCAUCGGAGACGGGGCCAACGAUGUCAGCAUGAUCAAAACGGCCCACAUCGGUGUUGGGAUCAGUGGUCAGGAGGGGAUGCAGGCCGUGUUGGCCAGUGACUACGCUAUCGCCCAGUUCAAGUACCUCGAGCGGCUGCUGCUCGUACACGGACGAUGGUCCUACUUUCGAAUGUGCAAAUUUCUCAGAUACUUUUUCUAUAAAAACUUUGCAUUUACAUUGUGCCAUUUUUGGUAUGCCUUUUUCUGUGGAUUUUCUGCCCAGACUUUGUAUGACCCAUACUUCAUAUCUUUGUACAAUGUCUUCUACACUUCUCUGCCCGUCCUUGUACUUGGAAUAUUUGACCAGGAUGUCGACGAGGACCACUCUCUACGAUACCCCAAACUGUACAUGCCCGGCCUGCGUGACGAACUCUUCAACAAGAAGAAAUUUCUACUCAGUGUCGGCGAGGGCAUCAUAUCGUCGUUAAUUUUGUUCUUUAUUCCUUACUGGACUUUCAUCUAUGCAGCGGGUUCCUCUGGGAUGGGGGAGGAUGACCAGCAGUCGUUCGGUACAUUUGUAGCAACAAUUCUCGUGAUUUCCGUCAAUUUGAGGUGUGCUCUCGAUACUUCCUACUGGACUGGUUUCAAUCACUUUGUGAUCUGGGGAAGUAUCAUCUACUACUUCUGUUUCAUUCUGGCGUUUUACUCCAAUGGCAUCCACUACACGUACAUCGGUGUCGCAUUCGCCGUCUUCUCCUCGCCCAGCUUUUGGCUGUGCCUGUUGUUGACUUGCACCAUCCUCAUCGUCCCUGUGGUCGCAUACCGCUUCUACAAGACCAACAUCACGGCGUCUCUGUCCGACAGAGUCCGACUCAGGCAGAGGAUAAAGAAGCUGAAAUCACGGUCGCGAGAGUCACACAUCCACCGGCAGUCCUUCGUGAGACACAGCACACGGUCACUGCGGUCUGGCUACGCAUUCUCUCACCAAGAGGGCUUCGGCAAGCUGAUUACCAGCGGCCUCAACAUGACGCAGCGUUUGGAAGAGCGGAUUAAGGAACCCAAAGAACCGGUGAAACUCACAAAAAUUAUUCGGUACAGUGACGAUGAGAAUACGGCCACAACGAGCCUGAAAAAUGACAGAGUCUUAUUUGUGGAGAAAUUGUGAGAAUAUGUUUGUGUAUUUGCUGAUUCUCAAACUAUGUGUAGGGUUAGGACUUUGGAUGUUUUUAAAAAUCGGUUCACAACUCUACAAUAAUGUUGGCUAGUUUGGAUAUAAAUACAGUACAAGACUGACAAUAAAGUCAGCUAGUUUGGAUGUUAAUACAGCAGAAGACUAACAAUAAAGUCAGCUAGUUUGGAUAUAAAUACAGUACAAAACUGACAAUAAAGUCAGCUAGUUUGGAUGUUAAUACAGUACAAGACUCAACAAUAAAGUCAGCUAGUUUGGAUGUUAAUACAGUACAAGACUCGACAAUAAAGUCAGCUAGUUUGGAUGUUAAUACAGUAUAUGACUCAACAAUAAAGUCAGCUAGUUUGGAUGUUAAUACAGUAUAAGACUCAACAAUAAAGUCAGCUCUUUCUCUUGCCUAGCUGACUUUGUUGCUGGUUUGUGCACGGACCAGUCAGUUGAUCAGUUUGUCACGUGUUAAGCCACCAGAGAAGACCACCUUAAUGUCCAUCAUCAUGCAAUAUUGUACUGACUUGUAUUAACUUACCUUAUUGUCUGAAAUCAUGCAUUAUUGUACUAACUGACUUGUAUUAACUUACCUUAUUGUAUGAAAUCAUGCAUUAUUGUACUAACUGACUUGUAUUAACUUACCUUAUUGUCUGAAAUCAUGCAUUAUUGUAAUAAUUGACUUGUACUAACUAACCUUAUUGUCUGAAAUCAUGCAGUAUUGUACUAAAUGACUUGUAUAAUUAUCUUUUCCCCAAAGGGCCAUUUUGUAAUAUAUGUUGUAAAUGACUGUGUAGCACUGGUGAGAUGGUGGUCAGUACAAUCCAUUGAAUACUGUUUAGUUAAUCAAAUCAGUUCUAUUCUAUUUGGUAUAAAGUGAAAAUUGAGUACCAUAGUUCUGCUGUGUUUUGGUAGCAAGACUGGUAUUUUAUUAAAUAAAAUCACUCAAGAAUGAUUAGCUUAAAGUUUCAAAGUUAACAGAGUUAUCUCUCUUUGUUGUUGAUCAGUGAAGUAUUAGUUAUCUCCCCUGUAACUGACUGUUUAGAUCCAAUGAUUUUUCUCGGUUGUGAAAAACAGACCGAUUUCGCAGAAUCCACAAAUUGAGUUAUGAAUUUGAGAGCAUUCUAUAAUAUCUCUUUCUGUUUUAAUAUUGACAGGAUUCGUAAAACUGAUGAAAAGCACUUGAUAUACGAAACUAUUGACAAACAUGUGAUGCCUUUACAGGUGUUACUGUACUUUAUGAUUUGUUCUUUGAGAUAUGUUUCUUGAUAGAAACAGAACAGAAAUUUUACAGAGCACAAAAAGGAAUAUAUUAACAGAACUGAUGUCAUCAAUUUUAUUGUGACCUUGAUUGUGUACAUAAAUCAAUUUUGAAAGUUUUGAGACCACUGGGACCUAAUUCACAAAGCUCUCUUAGUCUCUGCUAGACAACAAAGCAUCUUCUUUGCAAGUCUUUUAGCAUUGCACUGCAAGAUGGGCCUAAUUCAUAAAGGUCUCUUAGCCUCUGCUAGACAACAAAGCAUCCUCUUUGCAAGUCUUUUAGCAUUGCACUGUGAGAUGGGCCUAAUUCAUAAAGCUCUCUUAGCCUCUGCUAGACAACAAAGCAUCUUCUUUGCAAGUCUUUUAGCAUUGCACUGCAAGAUCGCAAAGUUGUGAGAAUUUAGCGAAUUAGGCCCCAGAAAACUAAAAAUGGAAAAUAGAUUUUUAAAAUGGAAAAAAGAAAAUAGUUUUUUUUUUUUUUUAAAUGGAAAAUCAUUGGAUCAGUUUUUCAUUAUUAGCCAUUGAGUUUGAGUGCAGGAAUUGCUCAACAGUCGUCAUAUUUUGUAUCAUUGCAGAUUGUACAGUGAAACUUUUUCAUUCAUUAAAUCAUUUACACGAUGUGAAAAGAAAAUAUUUUCUUUGAAAUUCAACAAAUAUUCGAUUAUUAAGAUGCGCUUACAUGAAUAUAUUCAUUGCAAUGUUUCUUACAUGCACAUGUAGCAUUUUGUAAUCUCUUUUCAUAUAAUAAAAGAGAUUCAAAAUGUUUUUCUGUUAAUAGACAUUAUAAUGCCUUAACUGUUUUGUUGGUGUAAAUAAUUUAUAUUAAAUGUAAAAUUUACUUUGUGUAUAUAAACAAAGGUCCAAUUUUUUUUCUUUUUUAAAUAUUCAAAUGAUCUGUAUUAUAAUACAUAUUAAAAAAUAUUCAUUGAGUGGAUUAUUAUUUUAUUUUUUUGUACAAAUAACUGCAAUUACUGUGAUUACAAACAUGUACAGUCUGGGUUUUUUAUGUUUGUUUGUUGUCCACCUGAAUACAAGCUCGUAUGUACAGUCCAUAUAUUGUUUGACCCUAACACUGUUAAACAUAAUUUCAGAGUUAUAAUUGUUAAACAAUUAACAUGAAUAUAUAUAUACUUGAAUUCUCAUACGAUUCUCAUAUUUUCCUAAAUAUGACUUGAUUUUUAUUUUGUUUUACUUGAAGGCAAGGUCAUAGGUCAGUUGGCAGAGUUGUACAGAUUACAUCAUAUAUACAUGUACACUCACUUGCUGACACUCACACAUUUAAAGGGCUAGAGUUGAUUAAAGGCAAGGUCAUAGGUCAAUUGGCAGAGUUGUUCAGAUUACAUCAUAUAUACAUGUACACUCACUUGCUGACACUCACACAGUUAAAAGGCUAGAGUUGAUUAAAAAGUAAUCAGUUGUUUUUCUUGUGAUUUAUGACUAUUAGAAUAAUUAAUAUUUAUCCUGCAAUAUCUAUUUGUUAACAAGUAGAUCAAUUUCUGUUUUUGGCAAAAAUAUAGCUUUUUGUGACAGAAAUAUUUUUACUCUAAUUAUUAUCAGCAAAGGAAUGUUGUAUUAUUCAAAAUAACUUUUCUUUUUCCAUUUGAUGGGUUUUGAUUUUUUAUAGACUAUUUUGAAAACAUUUAUAUUGUUUAAAUAAAAAAUAAAUUGUUAUUUAAAAAAAAAAUUAUAGACUAUUUUGAAAACAUUUAUAUUGUUUAAAUAAAAAAUAAAUUGUUAUUUAAAAACUAUUUUGUUUUGAUGUAUAGAUAUAUACAUGUAGUAUGCAACAGAGCAUACAAUACACAAUCAAGGGAUGCACGAUGGGCCCAUUGGGCUAUUUUUCGUUCCAGCCAGUGUACCACAACUGGUAAAUCAAAGGCCAUGGUAUGUGCUGUCCUGUGUGGGAUGGUGCAUAUAAAUGAUCCCUUGCUACUAAUGAAA
Gigantopelta aegis is the source of this 7051-nucleotide messenger RNA. RefSeq names its product phospholipid-transporting ATPase ID-like. The coding region runs from base 236 to 3841 and encodes 1201 amino acids. Lineage: Eukaryota; Metazoa; Mollusca; Gastropoda; Neomphalida; Peltospiridae. Gene Ontology annotation, biological process: phospholipid translocation; Golgi organization. Gene Ontology annotation, molecular function: ATP binding; ATP hydrolysis activity; ATPase-coupled intramembrane lipid carrier activity. The record is from RefSeq and is a predicted model, not a curated record. The transcript has 25 exons. Gene Ontology annotation, cellular component: plasma membrane.